Gadus macrocephalus (Pacific cod) is the source of this 1798-nucleotide messenger RNA. It is a transcript of the gene kat8, whose product is annotated as K(lysine) acetyltransferase 8. The coding region runs from base 161 to 1657 and encodes 498 amino acids. The record is from RefSeq and is a predicted model, not a curated record. Gene Ontology annotation, molecular function: histone acetyltransferase activity. Gene Ontology annotation, biological process: regulation of DNA-templated transcription. NCBI's taxonomy places the organism in Eukaryota, Metazoa, Chordata, Actinopteri, Gadiformes, Gadidae. The transcript has 11 exons.
CUAUUGCGCAUGCGGCAUAGGCCAACGUAGAAACGACGCCAUCUUUACUGUGUUUGUUAUUGCGUUGAGCACACAGAGCUACUUCUGUUAGGAACCGUCGAGAACGCCCAAGCGGAGAGGCGGGUAUUUUCAAUUGUUUCCCCGUAAAAAAGACGAAAUUAUGCCUGGCGGGGCGGCCACCGCGUUACAUAACCUGUACAAAAACUGUAACGUCAAGAGCUCCGACAACACAAUGGACGACGACCUGGAGUCGGCGCACUCGGAGCGGGACAGGAGGGACUCCGAGUCGGGGAUUGCUGCAGCCUGCUCCUCAAACGGCAGCGGCGGGGAGGAGUACGAGACGGAGGCCGUGCACCGGUCCAGAGAGUCCGGGGGCUCGAGUAGCCAGCACACCCCGGAGGGUGCCAUGCUGGGCUGCGGCCGGGAGCAGGACGCCACGGUGGAGAUCGGAGGGACUUAUCUGUGCCAGCGGGCUGACAAGACCUGGCAUUCGGCGGAAGUUAUCCAGUCCCGGACGAACGACGUAGAGGGAAGGGAAGAGUUUUAUGUACACUACGUGGGCUUCAACAGACGCUUGGACGAGUGGGUGGGGAAGUCACGCCUGGCGCUGACCAAGACCGUCAAAGAUGCAGUCAGAAAGAGCACAGAGUUGGGAAGCAUCGGGGAUCUCGUGGACCAGCCAGAAAGGAAGAUCACCCGCAACCAGAAGCGCAAACAUGACGAAAUUAACCAUGUACAGAAGACGUAUGCGGAGAUGGACCCGGCAACGGCCGCCUUGGAGAAAGAGCACGAGGCGAUCACCAAGGUGAAAUACGUGGACAAGAUCCAGAUCGGCAACUUCGAGAUCGAUGCCUGGUACUUUUCACCCUUCCCCGAGGACUACGGCAAGCAGCCCAAGCUGUGGAUCUGCGAGUACUGCCUGAAGUACAUGAAGUACGAGAAGACCUUCCGGUACCACCUGUCCCACUGUCAGUGGAAGCAGCCCCAGGGAAAGGAGAUCUACCGAAGGAGCAACAUCUCUGUGUUUGAGGUGGACGGGCGAGACCACAAGAUCUACUGUCAGAACCUGUGUCUACUGGCCAAGCUGUUCCUGGACCACAAGACGCUGUACUUUGACGUGGAGCCCUUCAUAUUCUACAUCCUAACAGAGGUCAACCGACACGGGGCUCACAUAGUGGGCUACUUCUCCAAGGAGAAGGAGUCCCCCGACGGGAACAACGUGGCGUGCAUCCUCACCCUGCCGCCCUACCAGCGCCGCGGCUACGGGAAGUUCCUCAUAGCCUUCAGCUACGAGCUGUCCAAGAUCGAGAGUACGGUGGGCUCCCCGGAGAAGCCCCUGUCGGACCUGGGCAAGCUGAGCUACCGCAGCUACUGGUCCUGGGUCCUCCUGGAGAUCCUCCGGGACUUCAGGGGCACGCUGUCCAUCAAAGACCUCAGCCAGAUGACCAGCAUCACGCAGGGGGACAUCAUCAGCACGCUGCAGUCGCUCAACAUGGUGAAGUACUGGAAGGGCCAACAUGUCAUCUGUGUCACCCCCAAGCUGGUCGAAGAGCACCUCAAGAGCGCCCAGUACAAGAAGCCCCCCAUCACAGUGGACAACAUGUGUCUGAAGUGGGCGCCGCCCAAGCACAAACAAGCCAAGCUGUCCAAGAAGUGAGAGGUGGAGCCUCUCCUCCACACCUUCAUCUCCUCGUUCCUGUUUUUUUGUUCUACUCUGAAGGCCCUGUUGUGUUCUUAUAUGAAUAGCCUGUGUACAUUUACAAGUGUCCAUAUUUUUUUAAAAAUAUACCAAACAAAA